AAUAACUCUUUUGCUUCAGUUCCUGUGUAACGGUCGAUCACAUGUGGCGUUAAAAAGCUGAGAUAUUCGGGAUCCAUCGCAGAUUUUUGGGGGGUGAUGUUGGAGUCUGAAGCUACUGAAGUCAUGGCUCCUCUUUCUUUCAUCGUCCUGAUUUUUCUUUCCUCCAUAAGAGAGGGUCAGCAGGAGAGCAGCUGCGGAGUGGAACCCCAAACUCUGUCCCUCCUCUGGGGCUCUGACGCCGACGUCUUCUGCAUCCGCUCCUGUCCCGAGUGUUUUCACGGGACGGUGUACUGGACUCUGAACAAAGAUCGUCUGGACGACUCGUCCUCCACGAACGUCAACUCCACUCACACGAGGCUGGCGCUGAGGAACUUCACUCACCACGUCGCCAAGUUGCAGUGUCACUGUGCGCAGACGCAGCAGGUCCUGGGGGGCCUCUUCAUCAGGGACUACACUGGACUCGACAACGUCCGGUGCAUGUGGCACUACAAGAACAGCAGUGACGGUGGCGAGCCCGAGCUCUUCACCUGUACCUGGUCACAUCACAGCCACUCUCUGGGGACAGUGAACUUCUCAGUACUCCUCAGUAGGGAUCCGGGGUCGGAGGUUGAACUCUGUCGCUCUGAAGUGAACUCCUGCACCACGUCUAAAAACAUCCCACUGGGCACAGCCAGAGUCAUUGUGAAGGCUCAAACCGCCAAGAGGAUGAUCAGGUCGCAGCUGCAGGAGUUCAGUCUGUUCGAAAACUUGAAAAUGAUGCAGCCGAGAGUGACAGUGUCGGUCUUCUCCGCCCACCUGCUGGCAAAGUGGCUCGCCUUCCCGGCGUUGGAUAUCCCAGUGUGCUGUCAAGUCAAACACAACCGGGUGAUCCAGAACGUGACUCUCACUGGAGGAGGACAAGGAAAGCUCAGCAUAACUGAUGUGGACUCGUGCAGAAACUACACUGUUUCUGUUCGCUGCGCCUUCGACCAGGCUCCCUGGAGCGACUGGAGUUCCGCCGUGACGGUUCUGACCCGAAUAAACAAGAAAAAGAUGCAUCUGCAUUUGUGGCGGAAGAUCCGGGCGGCAGGAAGUGACGGACGCAGGGACGUGCUUGUCAUGUGGAAGCCGAUCCCCUCGGCGUGCAGAGGAACAUUCACCUUUGCCCUGAAUCUGACAUCGGCCAAUGAAACGGAGUUGGAGGGAGAGUGCGGUAAUUCCACCUGCGAGGUCCGCGUGGAUCAGAACCAGCAAACACUUCAGCUCUCGGUGUUCGACAGCGCCGCCCUGCUGGUGGAGGAGUCUGUUCACGUCCCUGUCUCCGGACGAUCCGCCCCUCGGGUUUCGGACCUGCAGACCUGGACUGGCAAUGGGUCCAUUCUUGUCAGCUGGAGCCCUCCACCCGGGCUGGUCACUGGCUACAUGGUGGACUGGACUCAUGAUGGGAUUCAGUAUCACUGGAAUAGAACCAGCAGCCUCAACUUCACGCUGUGUGACCUGCAGGAUCUGAAGCCAUACGACAUCACAGUGACGCCGCUACUGGGUGAUGAGACCGGAGGGGCGAACUCAGCCCAGCGGGUCUGCUCCAGAAUCGGAGAUCCAGGUUUGGUCUCAAUCAAUGAUGUCCAGGCCCGAGACACCAGCGCCGUCGUAAGGUGGACUGUGAUAUCGCAGGAGGCGUGCAGCGGCGUCAUCGACAACUACGCUGUUUACUAUGGAACAGACACAGGACCAGAGCUGAAUGUCACUGUACAUCACACAAAACAGCAAGUUGUUUUGAGACACCUGACACCAGACACUCGCUACAGAGUCCAAGUGCAGGCCAAUUCUCUCAUAGGAAGCAGCGAAAUCAGAGAGAUGUUUUUCACGACAAAGAGAUUUGACCCCUGGAUCAUCCAAGUACUGAGCAUCAGUGGAAGCGUUCUGAUCUUGUUAGGGGGCCUGAUCUGCACAGUGAAGUGGAGGAAUUUCCAGAAGAAGCCGGUCCCGGAUCCCCGACUCAGUUCUCUGGCUCAGUGGUCAGGACCGGCUCAGGAGGACAAGAGGCAACAGGGCUUUUUCACAGGCCAGCCCUUCCAUACUCCAUCUGAGAGUGUCUGCGAACGUGUUUACUCAGAGACGUCUUGGCUCGAUAACUCACAACCCACCUCCUCCACCGAUCUCUGCGACCAAACCUCGGCCGCAACACUGUUCCCCGAAAAGCCAACGCUUCAGUCGUCCUCCGGAGAAUCAAGCACCCUGCUGUCCAUGGAGAGCUGCUCGUCAAAUCCGUACCGAAGUCAGAACUCUGUGGAUAUUCCUGCUUUUAAAUCUAAAGGAAAACAAUCUUCCGUAACCACAUACGUCACUCUGGACAUGUUUGAAGAUGAUGAACCUCGGGACCGGAAGUAGAAAACAAGAGGGGGGAAAAAAACGAUGGCAGUAACUGCAUGUUGCCAACUGGACAUUGUGUAUCUGUGACACGAUUGUAUUCACUUCAAUAAUUACAAUAACAGCUUUGUGAGUGUUUAAAGCGGCUAGCAUUAUCGAGUACCUGAAAUGAUGUGUCAAAUGCUCAGAUGAAUAAAG
This is a messenger RNA of Synchiropus splendidus (mandarinfish), 2547 nucleotides long. Its product is annotated as interleukin-31 receptor subunit alpha-like. The record is from RefSeq and is a predicted model, not a curated record. The coding region runs from base 97 to 2370 and encodes 757 amino acids. Lineage: Eukaryota; Metazoa; Chordata; Actinopteri; Syngnathiformes; Callionymidae. The transcript has 15 exons. Gene Ontology annotation, molecular function: protein binding.